UGUCUGCGCAGAGAUGACGCAGUAAUAAUAAUGAAAGGAUGCUUCAAAAUUCCUCCUAGACUGCAGCUUGUGUAGUGAGCAGCAGCAGCAGCAGCAGCAGGAGAUUUCACACACCCUAACAAGAGUAAUACACUGGGAAGCGAAGAGUUAGACAGAGACCCAGAGAAGACACGAGACAGGGGAAGAGUGUCCUGGAGAGACCUUCACUCACGACACAACUCAGUCAUUAAAAGAAAGAGUGGGAGAUUUUGACAUACAAAGUUUAAUUGAAGGAUACGUCUUAAUUGAAUAACAACUUCCAAAAAGCUUUGACUCACUGCAAAAGAUACUUAGUUCACUGAACACUUUAAAGAGGCGACAUGUCAUGUUUUGUGUCACUCUGUCUGUCCAUUUGCCUAGCACUAAUAAUGGCCGGCAGGACAAGUGCACUGAAUGAGAACAUCGACGUGCUGGUCAUGUUGCCUUCAAAUAACACAUACAUGUUCUCAUAUCAAAGAGUUUUUCCGGCUAUUGAUUAUGCGAGACAGUCCCUUGACAGAGGAGAGCUCGUUGCGGGAUUGAAAUUCACGGUGCGCUAUAAGAACUCCUCGUGCGGGAUGGAUGCGCUGUACGCGCUCGUGGACAUGCAGAGAGACGAGCGUCCCGACCUGGUCCUCGGUCCGGUGUGCGAGUACUCUGCCGCGCCGGUGGUGAGAGUGGCAUCGCACUGGAACAUCCCGGUGAUCUCAGCAGGUGCUCUUGCCACCGGCUUCGCGGCAAAAAACAGUGAGUUCUCGCACCUCACGCGAAUCGCGCCAACUUACCUGAAAAUGGCGGAGACGUUCCAGGCGAUGUUCGGACAUUUCGGCUGGAGAAGCGCGCUUUUGAUUUACGACGAUGAUAAAGAUGAGAGGAACUGUUACUUUACGAUGGAAGGGGUUUAUAAUGUCCUGAUAGACCACCACAUUACCGAUCACGCUGUUUUGAACCCACACGAAGAGAGAGUUGACGCCGACGACAUCAUGAAGUCAGUCUACGGGAGCGAAGUUAUAAUCAUGUGCGCCAAAGCCGACACAAUACGAGACCUCAUGCUGGCUGCCCAUCGGCGAAAAUUAACCAGCGACAGCCACAUCUUCUUCAACAUCGAGCUCUUCAACUCAUCUUCCUAUGGGGACGGAUCUUGGAGGAGAGGUGACAAACAUGACAAUGAGGCCAAGGCUGCCUACAGCUUUCUUAACACUGUCACGUUACUGAGGUCCACCAAGUCAGAGUUCAAGAAGUUCUCAGUAGAAAUGAGAAAGUCACUACAGAAAUCGAACAUCCCUGUAUGUGAAGACUGCAAUGCUGUAAAUAUGUUUAUGGAGGGGUUCCAUGAUGCUUUGCUUCUGUAUGCAGUUGCCUUGCGCGACGUGAUUAGUAACGGUCUCACCAAAAAGAAUGGACUGGAGAUCACACACAGCAUGUGGAACAGGACAUUUGAAGGCAUUGCUGGCCAGGUGUCUAUAGAUGCCAAUGGUGACCGAAAUGGGGAUUUCUCAGUCGUUAGGAUGACUAACAUAGAGGCCGGCACCCAUGAGACUGUCAUGAACUACUUUGGCACUAAUGGAAGUUUCCAGAUUAUGCCUGGCUUUAAGACGGAAUGGUUUUCCUUGCGAACAUUACCAGAGCCCCCAGUUCCAACGCAGACCGACCCAUCAUCAGGUGGACUAGGUGUAUCGGCAGUGACUGGGAUAAUUGUGGGGGGAAUUCUGGGAAUUUCUCUCCUCCUGGCAUUCUACUUCUUUAGGAAGAAUUACAGGAUAACAAUCGAGCGAAGAACACCUCGAGAAGACUGUGACAUCGGAAAGCACCGUCAGCUGCGGGAGGACUCAAUCAGAUCCAACUUUUCAGCAGCGUAGUCUGAAGUUGCGCACCGGAUUGUGAGG
Misgurnus anguillicaudatus (oriental weatherfish) is the source of this 1904-nucleotide messenger RNA. RefSeq names its product natriuretic peptide receptor 3 (gene npr3). Gene Ontology annotation, biological process: signal transduction. Gene Ontology annotation, cellular component: membrane. Lineage: Eukaryota; Metazoa; Chordata; Actinopteri; Cypriniformes; Cobitidae. Gene Ontology annotation, molecular function: peptide hormone binding; natriuretic peptide receptor activity. The record is from RefSeq and is a predicted model, not a curated record.